CCAGGGGCCCGGCGGCCCCGCAUUGUGCCCGGCGCCGUCGCGGAGGUCCCGGACGCACGUCACGGGUUGAUGGCUGUGUUCCAGAUGUUACUGCAGUUAGAAGCCUGACCUCCACAUGAUCUCUUUUCAUGGUGUUUCAUUGAUCUUUGCUGUAGUCAUUUCUGGCUGAUAAUGAAAUACUGCGAAUGGUGGCAAACAUUUCUUACAGUUCUGAAGACUGGGAAGCCCAGGAUCAAAGUGCUGGUGGAGUGAGUUCCUGGUUUUCAGCGCAUUAUCCCAGAUGAGACUGUGAUGGCCAUCCCGGGGAGCAGGUGCUGACACACUCCCCAGCCCUAGCCACAGACACCUGCCACCUUCCCAUCUUAAUAUCUAAAUGCCACAGUGCUCCUGGGGCAAGUUGGGCUGGGGUCCACUGUUGCCUUCUAAGACCAUAAAACCAUGGGAAACGCAGAAAGUCAAACUGUAGCGCAUGAGUUUUAUGGAGAAAAGCAUGCCAGCCUGGGACGCAAGCACACGUCCCGCUCGCUGCGCCUCUCGCACAAGACACGGCGGACGAGGCACGCAUCCUCGGGGAAGGUGAUCCACAGGAACUCGGAAGUGAGCACACGAUCCAGCAGCACCCCCAGCAUCCCGCAGUCCCUGGCUGAAAAUGGCCUGGAGCCCUUCUCCCAGGAGGGCACCCUGGAGGACUUCGGGAGUCCCAUCUGGGUGGACCGAGUGGAUAUGGGCUUGAGACCCGUGUCGUACACGGAUUCUUCUGUCACUCCCAGCGUAGACAGCAGCAUCGUCCUUACCGCAGCCUCUGUGCAGAGCAUGCCAGACUCGGAAGAGAGCAGGCUCUACGGGGAUGACGCUACAUACUUGGCUGAGGGAGGCAGGAGGCAGCAUCUCUUUACCUCCAAUGGACCUGCUUUCAUGGAGACAGCGAGCUUUAAGAAGAAACGUUCCAAAUCUGCAGACAUCUGGCGGGAGGAUAGCCUGGAAUUCUCACUCUCUGAUCUGAGCCAAGAACAUUUAACAAGCAACGAAGAAAUCUUGGGUUCUGCCGAAGAGAAGGAGUGCGAGGAGGCUCGGGGGAUGGAAACACAGGCGAGUCCUCGGCAGCUCAGCACCUGUCAGCGUGCCAAUUCUCUGGGUGACUUGUAUGCUCAGAAAAACUCCGGGGUGACAGCAAACGGGGGACCCAGGAGCAAAUUUGCAGGCUAUUGUCGGAAUUUGGUGUCUGAUAUUCCCGAUCUUGCAAACCAUAAGAUGCCACCAGCUGCUGCCGAUGAGACUCCUCCAUACAGUAAUUAUAACACACUUCCCUGUAGGAAAUCUCACUGUCUUUCCGAAGGUGCCACCAACCCACAGAUUAGCCAUAGCAACAGCAUGCAAGGCAGAAGAGCAAAAACAACUCAGGAUGUUAACACAGGCGAGGGCAGUGAGUUUGCAGACAGUGGGAUUGAAGGGGCCACCACCGACACGGACCUCCUGUCCAGGCGCUCCAAUGCCACCAACUCCAGCUACUCGCCUCCCACUGGCCGGGCCUUUGUGGGCAGUGACAGCGGUAGCAGCUCCACCGGGGAUGCAGCUCGCCAGGGGGUGUACGAGAACUUUCGGCGGGAGCUGGAGAUGAGCACGGCCAACAGUGAGAGCCUGGAGGAGGCGGGCUCAGCACACAGCGACGAGCAGAGCAGUGGUACCCUGAGCUCUCCAGGCCAAUCGGACAUCCUGCUGACAGCCGCGCAGGGCACGGUGCGCAAGGCUGGGGCGCUGGCCGUCAAGAACUUCCUGGUGCACAAGAAGAAUAAGAAGGUGGAGUCAGCCACCCGCCGGAAGUGGAAGCACUACUGGGUGUCACUUAAAGGGUGCACGCUCUUUUUCUACGAGAGUGACGGCAGAUCUGGAAUAGACCACAACAGCAUCCCCAAGCAUGCCGUGUGGGUGGAGAACAGCAUUGUGCAGGCUGUGCCUGAGCACCCCAAGAAGGACUUUGUCUUCUGCCUCAGCAACUCCUUGGGUGAUGCCUUCCUGUUCCAGACCACCAGCCAAACAGAGCUUGAAAACUGGAUCACCGCCAUCCACUCGGCCUGCGCAGCUGCCGUGGCCCGACACCACCACAAAGAAGACACGCUCCGGCUGCUCAAGUCGGAAAUCAAAAAACUGGAACAGAAGAUCGACAUGGAUGAGAAGAUGAAGAAAAUGGGCGAAAUGCAGCUGUCUUCUGUCACUGACUCGAAGAAGAAGAAAACUAUAUUAGAUCAGAUUUUUGUUUGGGAGCAAAAUCUCGAACAGUUCCAAAUGGACCUAUUUCGUUUCCGCUGUUAUUUAGCGAGCCUGCAGGGUGGGGAACUACCAAACCCCAAAAGGCUGCUCGCAUUUGCAAGCCGACCGACGAAAGUGGCCAUGGGCCGCCUUGGAAUAUUUUCUGUUUCUUCUUUUCAUGCCCUGGUGGCAGCACGCACUGGUGAAACUGGAGUGAGACGACGUACUCAGGCCAUGUCCAGAUCUGCAAGCAAGCGAAGGAGCAGGUUUUCUUCUCUUUGGGGUCUGGACACUACCUCCAAAAAGAAGCAGGGACGCCCAAGCAUCAAUCAGGUGUUUGGAGAGGGAACUGAUGCUGUAAAGAAAUCUUUAGAGGGAAUAUUUGAUGACACUGUUCCAGAUGGCAAGAGGGAGAAAGAAGUGGUCUUACCUAGUGUCCACCAGCACAAUCCUGACUGCGACAUUUGGGUCCACGAGUAUUUCUCUCCAUCCUGGUUCUGUCUGCCCAAUAACCAGCCAGCCCUGACAGUGGUCCGGCCGGGAGACACUGCACGGGACACUCUGGAGCUGAUUUGCAAGACACAUCAGCUGGAUCAUUCCGCUCAUUACCUGCGUCUGAAAUUCCUAAUAGAAAACAAGGUACAGCUCUACGUUCCGCAGCCCGAGGAGGACAUCUAUGAGCUGCUAUACAAGGAAAUUGAAAUUUGUCCAAAAGUCACUCAGAACAUCCAGAUUGAGAAGUCAGAUACAACGGCUGACAAUUACGGGUUUUCACUUUCUUCUGUGGAGGAAGAUGGUGUUCGAAGGCUGUAUGUGAACAGUGUGAAGGAAACUGGUUUAGCUUCCAAGAAAGGCCUGAAAGCCGGAGAUGAGAUUCUCGAGAUCAAUAAUCGUGCUGCUGGGACCUUGAACUCAUCUAUGCUCAAAGGUUUCCUCUCACAGCCCUCCCUGGGCCUCCUGGUGAGGACCUACCCGGAGCUGGAGGGAGGAGCAGAGCUGCUGGAGAGCCCCCCACACCGGGUGGACGGCCUUGCAGACCUCAGCGAGAGCCCCCUCGCCUUUCUCACCAGCAACCCAGGACACAGGUUCUGCAGCGAGCAAGGCAGUAGUGGAGAGACUGCUCCGGAGGAGACGGAAGGGCCGGACACGGAAUCCUCUGAUGAGAUUGAUCACAGCGGCAAGAGUACAGAACAGGUGGCCGCGUUCUGCCGCAGUUUGCACGAGAUGAACCCCUCUGACUCCAGCCCGUCUCCUCAGGACUGCUCAGGGCCUCAGAUGGCAACCAUGAGACAGCUGUCAGACGCGGAUAAGCUGCGCAAGGUGAUCUGCGAGCUCCUGGAGACGGAGCGCACCUACGUGAAGGACUUAAACUGUCUCAUGGAGAGAUACCUGAAACCUCUUCAAAAGGAAACUUUCCUCACCCAAGAUGAGCUGGAUGUACUUUUUGGAAAUUUAACUGAAAUGGUAGAGUUUCAAGUAGAAUUCCUUAAAACGCUAGAAGAUGGCGUGAGACUGGUCCCCGAUUUGGAGAAGCUUGAGAAAGUCGACCAGUUUAAGAAAGUGCUGUUCUCCCUGGGGGGAUCCUUUCUGUAUUAUGCUGACCGCUUCAAGCUCUACAGUGCCUUCUGCGCCAGCCACACAAAAGUCCCCAAAGUCUUGGUGAAAGCCAAGACUGACACGGCUUUCAAGGCAUUCCUGGAUGCCCAGAACCCCAGGCAGCAGCACUCGUCCACACUGGAGUCUUACCUCAUCAAACCCAUCCAGAGGAUCCUCAAGUACCCACUUCUGCUCAAGGAGCUGUUUGCGCUGACCGACGCUGAGAGUGAGGAGCACUACCACCUGGACGUGGCCAUCAAGACCAUGAACAAGGUUGCCAGCCACAUCAACGAAAUGCAGAAAAUCCACGAAGAGUUUGGGGCUGUGUUCGACCAGCUGAUCGCUGAACAGACUGGGGAGAAGAAGGAGGUUGCAGAUCUGAGCAUGGGGGACCUGCUUUUACACACCACUGUGAUCUGGCUGAACCCACCGGCCUCCCUGGGGAAGUGGAAAAAGGAGCCAGAAUUGGCAGCCUUUGUCUUCAAAACAGCUGUGGUCCUUGUGUAUAAAGAUGGUUCCAAACAGAAGAAGAAGCUGGUAGGAUCUCACAGGCUUUCCAUUUAUGAGGAGUGGGACCCCUUCCGAUUUCGACACAUGAUUCCCACCGAAGCUCUGCAGGUUCGAGCUUUGGCAAGCGCAGAUGCAGAAGCAAAUGCUGUGUGUGAAAUUGUCCAUGUGAAAUCGGAGUCUGAAGGGAGACCAGAGAGGGUCUUCCACCUGUGCUGCAGCUCCCCAGAGAGCCGGAAGGAUUUCCUGAAGGCUGUGCAUUCGAUUCUGCGUGAUAAGCACAGACGACAGCUCCUCAAAACCGAAAGCCUCCCCUCCUCCCAGCAAUAUGUCCCUUUUGGAGGAAAAAGAUUGUGUGCGCUGAAGGGGGCCAGGCCAGCCAUGAGCAGGGCAGUGUCUGCCCCAAGCAAGUCUCUUGGGAGGAGGCGGCGGCGACUGGCUCGAAACAGGUUUACCAUUGAUUCCGAUGCUGUCUCGGCAAGCAGCCCGGAGAAAGAGUCCCAGCAGCCCCCCGGCGGCAGCGGGGACACUGACCGGUGGGUAGAGGAGCAGUUUGACCUUGCUCAGUAUGAGGAGCAGGACGACAUCAAGGAGACAGACAUCCUGAGUGACGAUGAUGAGUUCUGUGAGUCGGUGAAGGGCGCCUCAGUGGACGGAGACCUGCAGGAGCGGCUUCAGGCUGCCUCCAUCAGUCAGCGGGAGAGAGGCCGGAGAGCACUGGACAGCCACGCGUCCCGCAUGGCGCAGCUCAAGAAGCAAGCUGCACUCUCGGGCGGCAGUGGCGGGCUGGAGAGCGCCAGCGACGAGGUCAUUUGGGUUAGGCGUGAAGAUUUUGCCCCCUCCAGGAAACUGAACACUGAGAUCUGACAGCCGCCUGCCCCUAGAGAACGUGUGUAGAUACUUCUCCCGCCCGCCCUCUGCCUGUCCUCCUGUUCGUCGGCCAGGAUGUCCCCUUAGGUCACACUCUUGCACACACGGUUUUGGCAGCUGACUUGGUUCUGAAGCCAUGUAGCCACCUAACUUUGUAAUUUCAAAAAACGACAUCAGAAAGAAUUGUUCAGAAUCUCACACAAGCUUGAGUCCUACCUUCUGUAUAUCGCUAAGGGCUUUUAUUUAUUCUCAAUGAAUCAGGGCCUGAAGAACAAAAAAAAUACCAGAUUCUAUAGCACCAGAAAGCAUCUAACCCCCAGGAGUUGAAGUACGUACAACAGGAGUCCUUUAAGGGAUAGUCUCACACACACACACACACACACACACAAUAAUGAUAAUGAUCGCCCUAUGGGAAAUCAGCCUCUUAGUCCAGAAGCCACUUCCAAACACAAAAUGAAACACAACAGAACGUCUGUACAGCUUGCAGGGUUCAGAUUCCCUUCCCUCUUCGAUGUCUGAGAAUAUCCGUGUAUUUUAAGAAUGUGUGCUGAGAGGGUGGCCAUUUCUGUUUUGAUGAGCCUUGUUUUUUUGUUUUUUGUGUUUUUGUUUUUUUUUUUUUUUUCCCUGUUUUGGUCUAUGGCUGGUCUUAAUCUAUGUCAGUGUUUGGAAGCUCUAAUUUUGCAUAGAAUUAUACAGAUGCCAAACUCUUUGAAAAGAGAUCCAAAUUUAUCAUUUGAGAGAGAGAGAAAGAGAGAGAGAGAGAAAGAAACACUAUUUUUUUGUAUUUUUACCUGAGAUGCAGGGGCACAAAUAGAUGAGAAUUUUACAGUGUUAGUGUAAUUCUGAGUCUAAAAAAAUGAGGAUAUAAUCUUUUACAGAAAGAGUGAGGCGUGGUGAUAUUAUAUUUAUAUAUGAAAGGCCAAUAAGAAACUCAUGGUAAGGAUAUACUUCUUUUCUAUGAAGCAGUUUUUUUUUUUUUUUUUUAAUGUUUAAACCUGCAUUUGAGAUGGGAGUUUGGUUGGAUUGAGCAUAACACUCGAGUGGGCAGCGUGUGAACCUGUUGCACAUGACGGGAGGGAGCCUCGUUCUCAUGGGGUUGCCAUGGUGACCAUUGGUUUUCCCAGCAGACCUGCAUCUCCAUCCAUAGAUGACCUCCUCCUUUCCUGACCUCCACCACCAAACCUCCUAACACAGCAACCUCCUCAGAAACAUCUCUUGUGUUUAACGCUUUCUUCAUGCCAACGAAACAGGGUAAACAUGCGAAAAAAUCACCUUCUAAACAGAUAUCCAAAUAGGGAGAACAAAAACAAGUUAUAGCACUUUCAAAUUUUUUUUAAAAGGUUUAUAGCUUUCCUCCCCCACCCAUUUCACAAUGCCCACUUCCUAAGAAGGGUUUAAAUACUAUGAAAAUUUUCUUUUUUGGGGAAAUUAUCUAUUUGGUGUUUGACACAUCAGUAGGUACUUUAAAGACCUGAAUUUUAUAGUAGCUUUAGGAGUUAUAUUUUAUAAAAAUCAGUUAUGACUUUAUAUUUCCAGACAAUAGAGAGUUCAGAACAUCAUGCUCUUGUGCCCCUGCUUGCUUUUCCCGCUCUCCCUCCCUAUAUCCCUUCCCUUUUGGGUUUCCAGGGCUUUGAGCUUGAUCUUUUGAAAGUUUUAUUCUAUUAAAUUUUUGCUAUAUAUCUUCUGGUUUUCUUAAAGAGCUUUAGAAUGGUUUCUAUACCCUUUGUAUCACUGCAUUGUUCCAUAUUUCAUCUCCGGCUCGAUUGUGUCCAGAUGGAAAACUGAAGCAGAGGCUUCCAGUUCUCGCAUUUACUGGUCCCUGUGCAACGCAUCCAUAUGAAAAUACUGGAAAGUCUGGUGCUCGGAAGAGGGUGCCAUUGUCUCUUGUACAUAAGGUCAUGACGUGUCUAUGUCAAAAGUUCUUAUAUAUUUCUUUUAUAAGCUGAAAGAAGGUCUAUUUUUAUGUUUUUAGGUCUAUGAAUGGAACGUUGUAAAUGCCUGUCAAACAA
Messenger RNA from Lepus europaeus (European hare), 7229 nucleotides. RefSeq names its product TIAM Rac1 associated GEF 1 (gene TIAM1). Lineage: Eukaryota; Metazoa; Chordata; Mammalia; Lagomorpha; Leporidae. Gene Ontology annotation, biological process: activation of GTPase activity; small GTPase-mediated signal transduction; positive regulation of axonogenesis. Gene Ontology annotation, molecular function: protein binding; guanyl-nucleotide exchange factor activity. Bases 439 to 5217 code for a protein of 1592 amino acids. The record is from RefSeq and is a predicted model, not a curated record. The transcript has 29 exons. Gene Ontology annotation, cellular component: plasma membrane; synapse; cytosol.